AAACAAAAGGAAAAAGGCAGCGGCCUACACGCGGUGGUCUUUUUCACAAAAUUCAGGAAUCCCCCUCCAAAGCACCUGGUUUUCUCCGCCGAAUACCGUGGCUUCUAAGAUCCUCCUCCCCUGUUUCAUCCCCCUCGCCCCUUUAUUUAUACCCACCCACACAAUUCUAAACCCCACUCAUCCCCUCGUCUUCUUCUUCCAUCGAUUCAAUCAGAGAAAGAUGUCGAAGAGCGCAGCUUGCAGAGCGUGGUUCGUGGCCGCGAGCAUCGGCGCCGUCGAGGCCUUGAAGGAUCAAGGCGUCUGCCGGUGGAACAACGUCAUCAAAUCUCUCCAACAACACGGAAAGACCAAGUUCAGAUCUUACUACCAAGCCAAGAAGAUCUCUGCUUCCUCUUCUUCAGCCAUUGGCAACCAGAUGAAGAGGUCUCGCGAGGAAAAAGUGAGGAAAGUCAUGGACUUGAGCUGUUUGGGUCCCAGUACCAUCAGAUUCUAGGGAUUUUCCUUAAAAAGUUUUGAUUUGAGUUGGACAUGGGGGGUUGCAGAUUUUUAGAUGCUCAAGGAAGUUGCAAUGUUGUUAUACUAAACCAAAAAAUAAAUUACCCUUAAAUUAGGAUCUAGGAAAUGAUGUACAAAUAGUUUGCAAGUUUCUUCAAUUCCCCAGGUUUGGUUUGGGUUACUUUUGUCCAUGGAUAUUCAAUUUUUCCUUCAUUUUCCUCUCUGCCAAACCGGAGUUGAAAAAUAUAAUAUCCUUUUCGCUA
Messenger RNA from Cucurbita pepo subsp. pepo (vegetable marrow), 758 nucleotides. RefSeq lists its product as uncharacterized. The record is from RefSeq and is a predicted model, not a curated record. NCBI's taxonomy places the organism in Eukaryota, Viridiplantae, Streptophyta, Magnoliopsida, Cucurbitales, Cucurbitaceae.